AUGUUGUCAUUCUGGCACUUUAAGAGGCUGCAAAACGGACAAGGACAUUCCAACUCGAACCACUUAGUGGUACCCCACAAAACCCAGACAUGCGCACCCGAGGAGGCCAACGUGGACGUGGAUGUGGACGUGGCCGUGGGCGUGCAGAAGCACCUGCAGAGCCGCCUGUCAUUGAACCGAAACCGACCGACAGUGCCAUUUGUUGGCGUUAACAUCGAGAAGGAGAAGAAAGACGCUCAAGCUGUGAAGCCUGCACCGAAGCCUCUCGAAAAGCCAGCGGAGAGCAGCGACAAGAAAAGCCUGUCCCAGGAGAAUGUCACUGGCCUGGGCCCUCUGGAGCGUCACUACACUAUAACCGAUACCGAUGAGGAGAGCAGUGAGGCGGACGAGGACGGGGUUGAGCAGCAGAAAUCCAGCAAAAGUAAAACCAAGCUAAAACCCGACAAUCGCUGUGCAAUUUGCGACAAGAAGUAUCAUAGCCUCAAGGACUGUCCAAAGCCACCGAACAUGAACGUUGCUCUGCAGUCAUAUUGGGAGCAGAUGGCCAUGCAGCAGAAGGCCAUGUUCAAUGUGGAGCAGCAACGCUUUGCCGUGCCAGCACUGUCAACCACCACACUCUCGUCCGCGCCUGGCAAGUCGAAGAAGGAGAAAAAGACUCCCAAGAAGACCAAGAAAACGCCACAGAAGAAAAUGAAGAUGUAAAAAUCUUCAAAAAUAAAAGCAAUGAU
Molecule: messenger RNA, 728 nt
Organism: Drosophila guanche
Lineage: Eukaryota; Metazoa; Arthropoda; Insecta; Diptera; Drosophilidae
Product: protein mushroom body miniature-like
Exons: 3
Coding region: 1-702 (233 amino acids)
Molecular function (GO): zinc ion binding; nucleic acid binding
Source: RefSeq, a predicted model, not a curated record